UUCCAUUUAUUCUUCCGACAAAAAGCAGCCUGUCAGCUCUUAGGAGUUUUGCGUUCCCGCGCCUGCCCACCUCGCUCCGGGCGGCAAAGAAUCCUGUGUUGGGGCGCAGCGCCGGGGCGCCCUCGCCGGCACCAUGGCUCGAAAUGCAGAAAAAGCCAUGACUGCCCUGGCAAGAUUCCGUCAAGCUCAGCUGGAAGAGGGAAAAGUCAAGGAACGAAGACCCUUCCUUGCUUCUGAAUGUACUGAGCUGCCCAAAGCUGAGAAAUGGAGACGACAGAUCAUUGGAGAGAUCUCAAAAAAAGUUGCCCAGAUUCAGAAUGCUGGGUUAGGAGAAUUUCGAAUUCGAGACCUGAAUGAUGAAAUUAACAAGCUGCUACGGGAGAAAGGACACUGGGAGGCCCGCAUCAAAGAGCUGGGUGGUCCUGAUUAUGGAAAAGUUGGCCCUAAGAUGCUGGAUCAUGAAGGUAAAGAAGUCCCAGGAAACCGAGGUUACAAGUACUUUGGGGCAGCAAAAGAUUUACCUGGUGUCAGAGAACUAUUCGAGAAAGAACCCCUUCCUCCUCCCAGAAAGACACGUGCAGAGCUUAUGAAGGCGAUCGAUUUUGAAUACUAUGGUUACCUGGAUGAAGAUGAUGGAGUUAUUGUGCCUUUGGAACAAGAGUAUGAAAAGAAACUCAGAGCUGAGCUGGUGGAAAAAUGGAAAGCAGAGAGAGAGGCUCGGCUGGCAAGGGGAGAAAAGGAAGAGGAGGAGGAGGAGGAAGAGGAGAUAAACAUCUAUGCUGUCACCGAGGAGGAGUCGGAUGAGGAAGGCAGCCAGGAGAAGGCAGGGGAAGAUGGCCAGCAGAAGUUUAUUGCUCAUGUUCCGGUGCCAUCGCAGCAGGAGAUCGAGGAGGCUCUUGUACGGAGGAAGAAAAUGGAACUGCUCCAGAAAUACGCAAGUGAGACGCUGCAGGCGCAGAGUGAAGAAGCCAAGCGUCUCCUGGGGUACUAGGAUAAGCCAGAGCCCUUCCUAGACUCUGGAAGACCUGGUGGGUGUGCUUGUGAGCCCAUGGUCACGCUGUCUGCAUUGGCGCCCUGGGCUGUGCCUGGGCUGGCUGUGGCUGGGAGGCCCUGGGCCUUUCCCACGGUGUAGGGCCCUGUCCCUGACUUCCCGGUAAGCUGUCAGGGUACAAAGACUGUAAACAUUACCUUUGUACAGAUGUGUUUGCUACAUAUGGAUCCAUUUAUUUUUAUUUUGGAAUAUAUAAAAUCAGCUAUCUGAAAAU
This is a messenger RNA of Psammomys obesus (fat sand rat), 1265 nucleotides long. It is a transcript of the gene Isy1, whose product is annotated as ISY1 splicing factor homolog. The transcript is spliced from 11 exons. Gene Ontology annotation, cellular component: Prp19 complex; post-mRNA release spliceosomal complex; catalytic step 2 spliceosome. The record is from RefSeq and is a predicted model, not a curated record. NCBI's taxonomy places the organism in Eukaryota, Metazoa, Chordata, Mammalia, Rodentia, Muridae. Gene Ontology annotation, biological process: generation of catalytic spliceosome for second transesterification step; mRNA 3'-splice site recognition. The coding region runs from base 134 to 991 and encodes 285 amino acids.